Molecule: messenger RNA, 434 nt
Organism: Trifolium pratense (red clover)
Lineage: Eukaryota; Viridiplantae; Streptophyta; Magnoliopsida; Fabales; Fabaceae
Product: protein TRI1-like
Exons: 3
Coding region: 45-434 (129 amino acids)
Cellular component (GO): nucleus
Source: RefSeq, a predicted model, not a curated record
GAUAUGAAUUUUAAUUCAUUCAUAAUGCCUCGAAGGCACCCAAUAUGAAGUAUUAUGAAUACUUUAGAUGCGAUAUGGAUGAGGUAGUAAAGAAAAAAGGCGGCGGUGGUUUUUGCAAAAUAUGUAGCCUGUCUCCGGAUGUUCAGGAAUUCGUUGGAGCACCAGAGAUGGCUAGGACUGAGGUUGUUAAGCAAUUAUGGGCCUAUAUUAGGGAGAAAAAUUUGCAAGACCCAAACAAUUGGCGGAAUAUCAUUUGUGAUGAACCACUGCGUGCUCUUUUUGGUGUCAAUUCCAUCAAUAUGUUCCAAAUGAAUAAAGUUUUGGCAAAGCAUAUCUGGCCAAUGGAUUCUGAUGAUGUUGUCCAGGUGAAGAAGUCAGUACCAAAGGAAAAGAAGAACAAGCAAGAGAGAGAAGAUGAUUGUAUGGUUAAUUAA